Opisthorchis viverrini is the source of this 1827-nucleotide messenger RNA. RefSeq lists its product as hypothetical. The record is from RefSeq and is a predicted model, not a curated record. The transcript has 13 exons. Bases 1 to 1827 code for a protein of 608 amino acids. Gene Ontology annotation, cellular component: membrane. Lineage: Eukaryota; Metazoa; Platyhelminthes; Trematoda; Opisthorchiida; Opisthorchiidae. Gene Ontology annotation, biological process: potassium ion transport.
AUGAGAACCCUUCCGGUGGCUAACCGACUUGCCACCGGAAGGAGCCGAGGGCUGCCAGGUUGCCCAAACCUAGACAGGGGAAGUCGAGAAGCAGAGGUCGGGUUCGAACCACGGACCUUCCGAAAGUCUCACCGAGAGUUGGUGGUAGUUGGCGGGAAAUGCAAGUGUAUUACCGUUUUUAUUGAACGAACCGGCACCCAUGCUGCAACACCCCACCUGGAGGACCAGGAGACUGUGUUCGUCAGACCUCUAACCAGCGUGCGAGGUGAGAUGGCUCAGUGGUUAGAGCACGAAUUUACUGACCGGAAGGUUCGUGAUUCGAACCCGCCCUCUGCCUCUCAACUUUCCCCAUCUAGUCACGUGAUUGUUUGUGGCAGUAUCAAUUACCAGUCGGUCUCGGUGUUCAUGCACGCCUUUGUGAACGCGGAUCGUGGUCGGUUUGACAAAAACAUAAUGAUGCUGUUUAUGUCCGAAACGAAUCCGGAUACUCGACUGAAGGCGCUACUCAAACGCGAAAGUGUGCACGCGACAUUCCUCAGAGGAGAUGCUACGUCGCCAAAAGACUUGAAAAGAGCAAAAAAACUGACAGCAAGAACGCCACUGACAUCGAUUAGCCGCCAUUUCUUGCAACGUCUUCAGCCAAGCACAGACGGGGUCACGGGGACCCCAUCCUGGAAGGCGUACAACACCAAAACACCUAAACUCUUCGUGAUCUCUUUCACGCCUUUCUGCCAAGCUCGUUUUGCUGAAGCGGUGAUCGUCCUUUCGGACGGACAGAGCUCGGAUCCAGCAAAGGAUGACUGGGAGAACAUUAUGCGUGUGGUCUCGGUGAAGAACCUGCAUUCGAAAUGUCGCAUUCUGUGUGUUUUAACAAUGAUGGACAACAAAGUUUCCGUCAAGUGUGCUGCAAUCGCGCUUGAGUCUGGUUUCUUUCCCCUACCACUCAGAGAUACGGGAUUGUGUUCUCGCAUUCUGUCCGACAAAUGCCUUGUCGUACGACCAACGUAUGAUGCUCGGCACGAGCAUCAUACUAAUGAGUGCACACAAAAGCUGAUGGUAGAAAGUGGCAAUUUGUCCUUCAAGCAGAAUUUGAUAGCACUGAUGUCCAACAUUCCAGGUUGGCGGGAGGGACGAACAGAUGAGUUUGAUCGUGCGAUUUGUACAACACAACUGAAGCUCGGGUUGAUGUCUUUGAACUGUCUGGCACGGGGAGCAUCAACCUUGUUGACCAACCUCAUGGUAAAAGUACCGAUUCCGACAAAACUGGAUGAGACGAUAUUGAACAGUGCUACUGAGGUCGCCGCAAAUGGCUAUUAUACUUUGCCGCCAAGUCAUUGUUUGACAUUCUCUGUCUCGUUUUCGCCCUUCACAUGGUUAUGCAAAAAGAGUCCUUUGAAAAAAAAGCGGUUUCCUGCGUGGAUUCGAAACUAUUUCCGAGGGACUCGGUACGGCUUGUAUACGGUGAAGUUCUCGCCCUCCUUCGAUGAAAUGCCCUUCCAAACAGUUGUCAGCAUAGCCAUGCAAAACCUUCAAUUACUCUUGGUGGCGGUACACAUAUAUUCGCAGAAAGACACUGUCGAACAGAUUGUCAUCAACCCCGGUACCUAUCUGCGGAUAAAUUCUCAGCAGAUGCGAGCCAUUGUUUUGGCGGACAGUUUUUUACAUGCGCAACACUCACGACCGGUUUCGCCCUUCUUGGGACUCAUCAGAGAGGCACAGUCCCCGAGUUUCCGUCAACCUUAUGUUCUACUUGAACCCAGAUCGGACUGUUUUCGAGAAACACACUCAUUUGCAAAUCAGUCUGGUUUUCACGAGAGACUCAGCUGA